AUGCGUAAGGCUGGUAUGCAGGUCGAUCAGAAACUGCAAAACAUUGGGCUGCGUGUAGAUGCCUUUGAUCCAAGCUCGAUUAUCCAUCCGAGUCUGGAAAAUGAUGUGCUCAAGGUGGUGGGGCAGGAAAUUCAGCCUGAACAAGGAUUGUUGAUUGGCCAGCAUUAUGCCUUGGCAGGCUAUGGUCCCUUACUCAUGUUGCUGGUGACGAGCCCUACGGUACGUGAUGCACUGAAUCAGGUGAUCCGUUUUCAGCAGUUGACGCAUCUGACCGGUCAAUUGGCUUUGGAACACAGCGAACAUUAUAGUGCGCUAUGUUAUCGAGCCAAGCAGCUAGAUGAUCAUUUGGGAAUGUUGCUGGCACAGGCGGAGAUUUCCGGAACUUUUAAGUUUAUCCGGGAAAUUUACAAAAUGAUGGAUAAAGCUUUACGAUUAAUUGAAUAUAAGCAGUAUUCGAUUGAAAUGAUUGCAGAAUUAUUGGGCUAUUCCGAGCCGGCCGCUUUUAACCAUGCCUUUAAACGCUGGUUUGGGCAAAGUCCUCGGCAAUAUAUAAAAUAG
Messenger RNA from Cylicostephanus goldi, 558 nucleotides. Lineage: Eukaryota; Metazoa; Nematoda; Chromadorea; Rhabditida; Strongylidae. The record is from the annotation of a GenBank genome assembly.